ACGUACUAAAUACUUAUCGAUUUUCUUCCACCCUUGAAGUACAGCUGUCAUUGGUAAAAAUGGCGAAUUAUAAUAAAGUCGGGAAGUCAAUCACAAAUUAUUAAUUUACUUUAUUUUGUGACAAAUAUACAAAUUUUCAUAUUGAAGGAAGUGCGCUGGGGAAGCACAGACUUAACAUUCGAAGUGUGCACCUUAUAUUUUAUUUGCUUUUCGCCGUCCCUUGAAUUUGGAUCAGGGCAAUAUUUGUAUACCGCAAGAUAUAAAUGAACCAAAUCCAAAUACAGGAACUUACUACUCACCUAUCCCAGGCACUCGAUCAAAACUACGAUGUCGUCAAUAUGGAUACAGUGGUCUCUGUCAUAUGUGCAUUGGAGGGCACAACUAUCACCAAGGAGCAGCUGGAGGCCACCAGAUUAGCUAAGUACAUCAAUCAGCUCAGAAGAAGGACCAAGAAUGAGCAUUUGGCUCGACGUGCAAAAUCCUUGCUGAAAAAGUGGCGGGAAAUGGUGGGAAUUCAGCAAACCCCCACUGAAAAUUUGACACAUCCCAGCCAAAUUUCUUCUUCACAGCCAGCAGUAGAUUUGGCUAAGUCCCCUGUCAACAGCUUCAUUAGCGAACCAAUUGUUCCUUCGCAGGAUAUAGUUACAGAUAUGCAUUCUAAUAUCGAUUCUGCGGAGCCUCCGCCUUUGGGUAUACAAACCCGGCUUCAUCCGAACUUCUCCAACCUUGUAAAUAGUAUAAGUGAUAGCGAUCGCCACGAAAACUUGGCUACAACGACAUUGCAUACUAACAAGGACCGGCGACAUUCGCAUCCCAUCCGAAGUAGCCACGAAGUAGCCUCUCCUCUGCCAAUCGCCAUAGAUCAUUCGAUAAAUUCGGUGUUUAACUUGACCGAUGACAGCACCGUGAAGAUAAAGGAAGCUUCGGUUGUUAUUGACAUAGCGUCUGAUUCCGAUGAGAAUGACAAUCACAGUUUGUUAAAUCAGGAAAAAUCAAAAUCAAUUGUUCCUGCGCCACUUCCAAUACCAUCUACACCAAGCUCUCGACAACGAAAAUUAAAAAAGGAAAAAAAAAGUAAGGACAGAGGACAGUUUGCAACAAAUAACAGACUUGGUGCAAGAGUCAGCGACGGGUUCCAACAGGCUGCUCUGACAGCAGAUUCAGAAAUAUUUUCCCUUUCAAACAGCUCCAUGAGCUCAAUUUUAUCUGGAGAUGCUACAUUGAAUUAUUCGCAGAAUAAAUUUCGACUAAACUCGAACGAAUUGACCUUUACCGGCAGGUUUAAGUCAGUUAAUCAUUUAGAUCUUUCAAACCAUAAAAGCACAAACUUUGUGACUGGACAAAACAAUGUGUUCCGAAGCACCGAGUCUGAGAAACAGAAAAUAGAUGAAUAUAGUGCUUACGACUCAAACGCAUCAUGUAGUCGUCUAUCGCCUUCAACUGUAGACGAAGUUAAGAAAGCUGAAAAUUUAUUUGAUGCUCAGUUAACUAAUGCCACCGCGAAUCAGAUGUCUAUCCCUACCGUCAGUAUCGGCUAUGAGUCGAAUACGAGACAUGAGUACUUGGAAAGCAAUUCGCCGUCCCAGAUCCCAAAACGCCGUGGUAGAAAAAAAGGAUCAAAAGGAGUUGACUCACUUAUUGCAAAGGAAUCAUCCAGUCUAUCUCAACAAAUAUUUUUUGGUGGCUCAACUGUUAAAAAGGUUAAGACCACAAAAGAACUUUUUAAUGAAAUUCAGAGCAGAAAAUUGAGUGUUUCUAUGCAAUCAUCGACGAGUAAUAUUUCAAAUUCGUCAAUAAAUCGAGAUCUCACAUCUCAUACUACAUUUCCAAGGCCAACUUCCUCUUGCUCAGACACUUCAAUGCAUUCUCCACAUAUAUUGGAAACGUAUUCUGGAAGUGCUAUCUUCGCAAGUAAAAUAGAUGAUCUGGCACAUACCGAUAGUGAUACCGUCACUUCAGAUCCAUCACACGAUAGUAAUAAAUCUCAAGCGAUAAGGGAAUGUACUUCGUUGGAUAGCAAUAGCAAUUCUAUUCAGAGCUUACCGUUAGCAAAGAACAGGGAAAACUUGAUUCCCAAGAAUGUUAACGAUAUCACGACUCAGCUAAUGCAUCUAAUUCACAGCCUAAACAGCCCGCUCAGUGAAAUUGAAAUUGAGAGAGUGUACCAAGAACAAAUAAUACCAUGUACUUGCAUAGUUAUCGAAGAAGUUCAAGGUACAUCAGGAGAAUCCAAUAAUGCCACUUCAGAUAUUCAGUCGUACAACGCAAAAACAAGUUUAAAUUCUGAAGACAAAAUUUCUGGCCACAAUAAUCAAGAUAAUUUUCAAAUAUCAAACCGUUCUGUUAAUGGUGAAGUAAGUGACACUCAGCCGAAAUUAGUAAAGUCCAUAUUUGACCUAGAUUUUGAUGAUAACGACGAUCCUUUAUAUUUUAUUUUGGAUGAUAUUCAAAAGCCUAUUGCUGGAGCUGAAGAGUUAAAAAAAAAUAAAUCAGAUACCAAAAACAUAUCUUUUGACGUAUCUACACAAAAUGUUUCGUUGAAUGCCAUCAACAUUAACGCCGAUGUUCAACUAGACAAUUCUAAUCAAGAAAGAGGAAAAAGUGAAACACAAAAUGCCAUUCUUCCUGUUUUUACAGUUCAUGAAGAUCCUGAUUGCGUAGCAAGGCAAAGGUUUUAUAUACAAACCAACAAAGUCACCAGCUUUCACAUCAAUGCGUUGCAUAAUUAUUAUAUACCAAACAUAAAUGGUAAUUGGGAUAAUGUGGAAUCAUUUACAAGUUUUCAAUCUAAGCACACAAUGAUGGAUACCAUAGAAUCGUACACAGUGACUAAUGGAGCUGAUGUUGUUCCUAAAUAUGGACUUCUAACAUUAGAUCGAAUAAGAAAAGAUCUAAGUUCACUAAAAAGUAUUAAACCUUCUAAGGUGAAAAAUUUUAAAUCGUUAAUUUCACCGUUUCUUGGUGUUGCUAAGUGUUUACCAACGUGCCGUCGAGCUAGACGAAGGUUUAAAAAAUGUGUUAACUUUUCCACUGAUAAUGACAUAAUUUCAAACUAUUUCGAAAGCCCUGAAAAUACGAAUCUUUCGUUUAAGAACUGCAACCCGUUAAAUGUUAAUAUUGAUGGUCCAACUUCUGCUAUUUACAGCCAUAAUGAAAACCACGUGCCAAUGCAAGUCAAUACCAACGUCGAAAAAUUAUCACCGUCGCAAUCGUUCUCCAUUAAUGCUAUCAGUUGUAAUUUACUAAAGCUGGCCGUUGAUAAAGUGCGGGAUGACGGCAUCUGCGAUAAAAGCAGUAAUCGCGGUUGUCAAGGUAGCAGUCCCUAUAGCAGUUCUAGCAGUAGUGGCUGCUCCGGUAGAAAGGAAGAUCAACACUAUUUAAAUAAAAAUCUGCAAAAUAAAAGCACUCAAUUAAACACCAUUAAAUCAGAUAUGAAACGCAGAAAAAAAAGAAUUUAUGCUACGAAAAAGAAGAAACAUGAUCGUAAGCGAAUGAAGAUUGCUUUAAACGGAACUUGUUCAAAUCUGCCUAGUAAUUUUAACAGCAGUGACAGCGAAAAUGGAACGGAAAAUGAUUAUAAAAAUGAGUACGAGAACAGUAAUAAUGAAGAAUAUGCUAUUGUUCAACGUCCAGCAGGGGAUGGAGAAAAUUGCAGCAAUCACAUUGUAUUGACAAUAAAAAAAACUCCAAGCAAAAUUAAUUCUCCAGCAAACUCUAUGACUGCAUUUUCUCCUCCUACAUCCGAUACAGCAAAUUUGAAAAAAUCGAUUUUAGACUUGUGUCUGGAAGAUACAAAUAUAUCUCCAGGUAAAACAGAAAUUACAUUAAAAAAAAAAACAAAGGAUUUGGCUAAAGUGAACAGGACAAUCCCUCAGUCAAGAAGUUCUGCCUAUCGGCGUACAGUCCGAAAAUCUGACAAAAGUCAAAGUAAAAUGAUUGAUCUAGAAUUAAAAAAUUUGUUUAAUUUAAAAGCAAAGCCACCAUAUAUCUCGUCAGAUGUUAAGCUACACAACAAACUAUUUUUCCCUCACGAAUUGUCCAGGGAUAAUGCUUCAGGCAAAAAAGAAAGAAUAUUAAAUUAUAGCAGUAGCAGCAGCUCAAGUUAUGAUGAUGAUAGCGAACUGGAAAAUACUUCUUUUGUGAAGAAAGCUAAUGUAAAAAAGUGUUUAACUUACACUAACCAUAAUUUAAAUCCUGAGACUGAAACGUGCGCUGCAACUGCGAUUUCUGAGGUCAAAUUCGAAAGCGAUGAAGAUUCAAUGUUAACUUCAUUAGGCGAUAGUGAUAUAGAUUUUCAAGAUGGCAUUCAAGUAAUAAAUGAUACUGUUGAUUUUUGCAAUGAUUUUCAAAACAACAAAAUGCUAGAAUCUUUUAAUUCAAUAUUUGCUGAUAGUCUACUACCGAACUUGAAAAAUUCACCCUAUGACAAUAUGAAACCAUCUCCGCCUAUUACAUCGCUCGAAUCACUAAAAAAUGAGAAUUCUGAUGCUAUUACUGUAUAUUGUAACAAUAACAACUUAGAUGUACAUUUAUCCAAUGAGCUCAGUAACAUCAGUGGGAAAUCUAUGAAAUCGUUAGAUUCAACAAUGAAGCUGCCAUCACUUGGCGUUGAGUACUGUACUGGGAUUCGAACAUCUUCAAACUUAGCCUCUACCAGUAUUGCUGAUAAAAACUUAACUAGGAUUCAAGAAUUCAAAGAAUGGCAUCAGGUUCUUCAGUUAAAAUCGUACAACAAUGAGCCCUUAAUCGUUUUGCCUUACGUUUUGCUUGAAUAAAUUUAACGUUUCUUUCA
Drosophila erecta is the source of this 4792-nucleotide messenger RNA. RefSeq names its product mediator of RNA polymerase II transcription subunit 26 (gene MED26). Gene Ontology annotation, cellular component: nucleus; core mediator complex; mediator complex. The coding region runs from base 264 to 4775 and encodes 1503 amino acids. Gene Ontology annotation, biological process: positive regulation of gene expression; regulation of transcription by RNA polymerase II. The transcript is spliced from 6 exons. Gene Ontology annotation, molecular function: transcription coregulator activity. The record is from RefSeq and is a predicted model, not a curated record. NCBI's taxonomy places the organism in Eukaryota, Metazoa, Arthropoda, Insecta, Diptera, Drosophilidae.